Molecule: messenger RNA, 978 nt
Organism: Electrophorus electricus (electric eel)
Lineage: Eukaryota; Metazoa; Chordata; Actinopteri; Gymnotiformes; Gymnotidae
Product: olfactory receptor 52E8-like
Biological process (GO): G protein-coupled receptor signaling pathway
Cellular component (GO): membrane
Molecular function (GO): olfactory receptor activity; G protein-coupled receptor activity
Source: RefSeq, a predicted model, not a curated record
AUGUUGGAGGAAAACAUGACUUUUGUGAAGGAUUUUUUAAUUGUUGGUUUUCCUGGACUUCACCCUAACUACUAUGGCUUUGUUUCUGUAGUUAUGUUCUUUGUUUAUAUGUGCACCUUGAUAGGGAAUGGAAUAUUUGUUGUUUUGUUUUCAACAGAAAAAACUCUCCAUAAACCUAUGUAUUAUAUUUUUGUAAAUCUUGUUAUAUCUGAUGUUCUGUUCAGUACAACCACAUUACCAAAGAUAAUUGCCAAGUAUUGGUUUCAAGCUGGGAAUAUUUCAUUUGUAGGUUGUUUUGUUCAAAUGUAUUUAGUGCAUUAUUUCAGCACAGUCGAUUCAUACAUACUGGCACUAAUGGCUAUAGAUCGAUAUGUAGCGGUUUGUUACCCACUUCGGUACCACAGUAUUAUGACAAACAGAAAUGUAUUAAUUCUGAGCCUAGUGGCUUGGAUAGUGGCUCAUACUAGCAUUCUAAGGAUGGCUAUUCAAGCUUUCCCCCUCCCUUACUGUGGAGCCAACACUAUUUUACACUGCUACUGUGAUCAUAUAUCUGUUACGAGACUUGCAUGCAUUGACAGGGCUCCAUAUAGUUUUCCAGCAUUUGUUUUUGCCAUGGUAAUACUGCUGGGAUCUCUCGGCAUCAUUGUGUUUUCUUAUGGCUGCAUUAUUGUUGCAGUUCUGCAAAUCUCAAGCACUCGGGGUCGGCUGAAGACUCUCUCCACCUGUAGUUCUCAGCUCAUCAUAAUCACCCUCUUCUUCAUUCCUAGGUGUUUUACUUAUUUGUCUGCCAAUAUUGGUAUCAGUUUUAAUGCUGAUUUGCAAAUAUGCAUUGUCAUGUUGUAUAGCCUCCUACCUCCGAUGUUAAACCCUUUAAUUUAUAGUUUGAAAACAACAGAGAUAAAGAAAAUUUUGAUAAGAAAUUUCCAAAGAACAGAAGUGGGGGUGGAAAACCGACAGUUGACCAACUGGUACCUAUAA